AUGGCACUGAAGAAUCAAAUGGCUAGGGAAAUUGAAGAGUUGAAGGAAGCCCUUGAAAGAGAGAAGAGGGAAAAGAGGGAACUUGAAGCAACAAGGGAGAGAGAGGAUAGACAGCAGAGAAGGGAGAGAUUGCAACUACUAGCAAGGAUUGAAGCCUUAGAGAAGGAAAGGGAACAACCUAGGAUGGAAGAAAACAAUGAGAAUCUUGAAGCACACAAUGAAAGUGGUGAACAUGAAGAGACUAGGAGGGAUGAAGAAGAUCCUGAGGAGAGGAGGUUAGUGAGACUACUAAAGGCAGUCCAAGGUGGUGGAAUAAAAUGUCAUGUUGAUUUACCUAUAUACCAGGGAAGAAUGGACAGUGAGGAAGUGCUAGGGUGGAUAGAGGCUUUAGAAAACUACUUUGAGUUGGAAGAUACUGAUGAUGAUAAGAAGGUGAGAUUUGCAAAGGCUAAGUUGAGAGGUACUGCUUUAACAUGGUGGAGUGGUGUGCAGGCUGAGAGGACAACAAGAGGAUUGAAUAAGAUUACAAGUUGGGAAAGGAUGAAAGCAAUGAUGAAGGCACAAUUUCUACCAUCUGAUUUUGCUAUACAAACAAAGAGGAUGAGACAAAACUUGAAACAAAGAGACAUGGAUGUGAUGACAUACAUAGAGCAAUUUCAUAAACUGAGCAUUAGAGGAGGAGUAGAGGAUGAAGAUGAAAAGGUAGCAAGGUAUUUGAAUGGGUUGAGAUAUUAUUUGCAGGAUGAGAUUGGGUUGAAUGUUCCACAAACAUUGGGAGAUUGUUUUCAACUUGCAAUAAGGGCUGAUGAGAAGUUGAAAAGAAAACAAGAGAGGCAAGGAGGCACAAGAGGUAGAGGAUCCAUGAGAGGAAGAGGAGGAAGGUCUACAAAUGAAUCACAAGGACAAGACAAUAAGGACAAAGAGUCUACAUCGGAACAAAGAGAUGGUUAUAGCUAUAGAGGAGGAGGUAGAUUUGGUAGUGGAAGAGGAUCACAUGUAUUCACAGGUAGGUGUUACCAUUGUAAUGAAGUUGGACAUCCAUCUUUCAAAUGUCCUAAAUGGGAUGAAGCUGAUAGAGGCAAGGAUAGAAGAGUUCAUUUGACAUUUGAAGAAGAAGACAAGAAAGAAGACAAAGAACCAUUGAAAGCCUAUCCUAUAACAGAGGGAGAUUUUCUUAUGAUCAGAAGAGGUAAAUUGCAGCAACAAACAUCAAAUCAGGUAUCCAUCUUUAGGACACAAUGCUUGAGUAAGGGUAAGAUAUGUAAGUUGAUUAUUGAUUCUGGCUCACAUGAUAAUCUUGUUUCAUUUGAUAUGGUUUCUAAGUUGGGAUUGCAAACAUUUGAUCAUCCUAAUCCUUAUAAUGCCACUUGGGUUAGUCAAGAGCAACAUGUAAUGAUUAGUCAGAGGGCUUAUGUUGAUUUCUCAAUUGGUCCAUAUCAUGAUCAGGUUUUGUGUGAUGUUAUACCUAUGACUUGUGGACAUAUAAUUCGGGGUAGACCAUGGCAAUACUUGAGGAGGACAAUCCAUGAUGGAUAUACAAAUACAUACUUGGUGCAUAAGGGUAGUAAGAGAUAUUGUUUAACACCUUUGCCUUGUAGGGAGAAGUAUGAGCAUAAUGUAAUUUGUUUUGGAGAUAAAAUCAGGUUGUGUGAGCAGGGUAAAGAGGACAAUGAUACCAGUUGGAAGAACAAAACAAAGUUGCAGCAAAAUAGCAGUCUUAAGGAGCAGUAUGGUUGUAGUUUCAAUAGCAUAAGAGUUGGGGGUAUUGAUUGCCCAGUGAUUGAGAAGAGAGAUGUGGUUAAACCUCUGAGUUUGCAGAUGAUAUCAGAUCAGAACAGUGAUAUGAGAAGGCAAGAAGAGGUGAAGACACAAGGUCCUAGACAAAGGACUCAAAAUCAGCUUUUUGAUACUAAUGCUUUUGGUAAAGUGAAUGCAGGUUGUAGUAGGAGGAAGAUUACCUUUGGAGAGUACCUUUUCCCUAUUGAAAAUUAG
Molecule: messenger RNA, 1992 nt
Organism: Cryptomeria japonica (Japanese cedar)
Lineage: Eukaryota; Viridiplantae; Streptophyta; Pinopsida; Cupressales; Cupressaceae
Exons: 1
Coding region: 1-1992 (663 amino acids)
Molecular function (GO): nucleic acid binding; zinc ion binding
Source: RefSeq, a predicted model, not a curated record